AUGGCAUUCCCAUUUUCCGAUCAACCUCCCGCCCAGCGGGUACCAUACGCCAUUCCUCAGCUCGAGGGAGAGCGCAUCACAAUUCCUGGCAGCAAAGGCGUGUUUCGCAUCUUGACUUCUUCCAAACAAACCAAUGGCCUGAUGGCUGUCUUUCAGAGCGGUGCCACGGUCUCGGAUGCACCUGGCUUCCAUUAUCACGAGAAAGCUCAUGAUGUUUUCUUGGUGACCAAAGGUUUCUUGAAAUUAUGGAACGGCCCUCAAUGUCGGAUCUUGGGGCCUGGAGACUUUGCAUAUAUUCCUCCCACUGUGAUUCAUAAUCCUGAAAUGGUUGGCCCACAUACCGAGCUACAGGGCCUCAUCACCCCUGGAGACUGGGUGGAUUUCUUCCGUUACGUGUCGGAGCCCUUUGAGGGUAUCCUGGUCCCCGAGACCGAUGACCGCGACCUCAAAUCUCUUUUGAUCCCCAAGGUCAUGGCUGCCAAGGGCAAGUUCGAUGUGGUCUUCCAGCCGCACUAUGUCCCGCCCGAGGUGAGCGACUGGACCAAGGAGGAUGAGAAGUUGCCCGAAGGGAAUCAGGGAUAUUUCCUUCGUGCCAACACAGGUCCACGGUGGAUGUUGGGAGGAGUGAUGUCGCGGCCAUUUGUGACGACCAAACAGAGCGCCGGAGUGUGUGCGAUUUCCAGCAUCGAGUCGUCCAAGGAUUACGGCGACACCGUGUUCUCGCAACCCAUGACGUUUGAGUCUGUGGAUCACUGUUUCUGUGUGAUGGAGGGUAAAUUGAAGGUGACCCUGAAUGGUUCCGGAGAAGGGAUCUUCCAUGAAGGCGAGACGGUUGUCAUUCCCGCCGGCCAAGCGUUCUCGCUCGGCUUUGAGAGCAAAUAUGUGAAGGUGCACUCUUUCGCCGAUGGAGACGGGAUUGAGUCGCUGAUCCAUCGGGCCGGUGGGCAAAUUGAUCAAGUCGUGCUGCCGGACCAAGCACCAGCUCAUGAUGCGUCAAGGAUUGCGGCAGUGGCACAAGAAUUGAAAAUUACACUGCAGGAAUCGCGCUAA
Penicillium oxalicum is the source of this 1050-nucleotide messenger RNA. RefSeq names its product cupin domain-containing protein. The coding region runs from base 1 to 1050 and encodes 349 amino acids. The record is from RefSeq and is a predicted model, not a curated record. The transcript has 2 exons. Lineage: Eukaryota; Fungi; Ascomycota; Eurotiomycetes; Eurotiales; Aspergillaceae.